AUGAAUUCAGACCUGUUGCUGAAGUCAGUCUCGUUGGGUCUGCCUCUUGGAUUCCACACCACUAACUUUCUCGGCCCCUGUUACCCAAUGCAGGAAGAUGAAGUGGUACUCCAGUGCAUCGCAAAUAUUCAUAAGGAGCAAAGGAAGUUCUGCCUGGCAGCUGAGGGACUUGGGAAUCGCCUCUGUUUCUUGGAGCCCACUUCAGAAGCCAAGUAUGUUCCUCCAGAUCUCUGCGUCUGCAGUUUUGUGCUGGAACAGUCCCUCUCUGUCAGAGCCCUGCAGGAAAUGCUUGCCAACACGGAUGAAAAUGGCGGCGAAGGGGCAGCACAAGGGGGCGGUCACAGGACCCUGCUAUAUGGCCACGCCAUUCUCUUGAGGCAUUCUUUCAGCGGAAUGUACCUAACAUGUUUGACUACAUCAAGAUCCCAGACAGAUAAACUUGCCUUCGAUGUAGGUCUUCAAGAACAUGCCACAGGAGAAGCCUGUUGGUGGACUAUACAUCCUGCUUCCAAACAGAGGUCCGAGGGAGAGAAAGUUCGAAUUGGUGAUGACCUCAUCCUCGUCAGUGUAUCCUCUGAAAGAUACCUUCAUCUUUCGAUAUCAAAUGGUAACAUACAAGUGGAUGCCUCCUUUAUGCAAACACUCUGGAAUGUACAUCCGACGUGCUCAGGAAGUAGCAUCGAAGAAGGAUACCUUCUUGGGGGGCACGUAGUACGCCUUUUCCAUGGUCAUGAUGAGUGUCUGACGGUCCCAUCUACCGACCAGAAUGAUUCCCAGCACAGGAGGAUACUCUAUGAAGCUGGAGGAGCUGGGACUCGAGCCAGGUCUCUGUGGAGAGUGGAACCUCUUCGGAUAAGCUGGAGUGGCAGUCACAUCAGAUGGGGCCAGGCUUUCCGACUUCGUCAUCUCACCACAGGCCACUACCUGGCCUUGACAGAAGACCAGGGCCUUAUACUGCAAGACCGAGGGAAGUCAGACACCAAGUCCACAGCCUUCUGUUUCCGGGCAUCAAAGGAAAUCAAGGAGAAAUUGGAUUCCAGUCACAAAAGAGACAUAGAAGGCAUGGGAGUUCCAGAAAUCAAGUAUGGAGAUUCCGUCUGCUUUGUCCAGCACAUAGCCAGUGGUCUAUGGGUAACUUACAAAGCACAGGAUGCCAAAACAUCCCGCCUGGGACCUCUGAAGAGAAAGGUCAUACUCCAUCAGGAAGGUCACAUGGAUGAUGGAUUGACGCUGCAGCGAUGCCAGCGGGAGGAGUCCCAGGCUGCUCGGAUCAUCCGGAACACAACAGCCUUAUUCAGCCAAUUUAUCAGUGGGAAUAACCGCACGGCUGCCCCCAUCACGCUGCCCAUAGAAGAGGUCCUGCAGACCCUACAGGACCUGAUUGCCUACUUCCAACCACCAGAGGAGGAGAUGAGGCAUGAGGACAAACAGAACAAGCUCCGCUCGCUCAAAAAUAGACAGAACCUUUUCAAGGAGGAGGGAAUGUUGGCCCUUGUGUUAAAUUGCAUUGAUCGGUUAAACAUCUACAACAGUGUAGCACAUUUUGCAGGGAUCGCAAGAGAAGAGAGUGGUAUGGCCUGGAAAGAAAUUCUGAACCUGCUGUACAAAUUGCUGGCGGCUCUAAUUCGUGGAAACAGAAACAACUGCGCUCAAUUUUCCAAUAACCUUGAUUGGCUAAUCAGUAAAUUGGACAGACUAGAAUCUUCCUCAGGUAUCCUGGAAGUUUUGCACUGUAUCUUGAUUGAAAGCCCAGAAGCCUUAAAUCUCAUAGCAGAAGGCCACAUCAAGUCCAUCAUCUCCCUGUUGGAUAAACAUGGGCGGAAUCACAAGGUUCUGGAUGUUCUGUGCUCCCUCUGUCUCUGUAAUGGGGUCGCAGUGAGAGCCAACCAAAAUCUGAUCUGUGACAAUUUGCUGCCCCGGAGAAACCUACUUCUGCAGACCCGACUGAUUAACGAUGUGACGAGUAUCCGGCCAAACAUCUUCCUGGGAGUCGCUGAGGGUUCGGCCCAGUACAAGAAGUGGUACUUUGAGCUGAUUAUCGACCAUGUGGACCCCUUCCUCACAGCAGAGCCCACACAUCUGCGGGUGGGCUGGGCCUCUUCCUCAGGCUAUGCCCCAUACCCAGGAGGUGGAGAAGGCUGGGGAGGCAAUGGUGUUGGCGAUGACCUGUACUCCUAUGGCUUUGAUGGACUUCACCUUUGGUCGGGCCGGAUACCCAGAGCUGUGGCAUCCAUCAACCAGCACCUCUUGAGGUCGGACGAUGUGGUAAGCUGCUGCCUCGACCUGGGAGUGCCCAGCAUCUCUUUCCGCAUCAACGGGCAGCCUGUCCAGGGGAUGUUUGAGAACUUCAACACCGAUGGGCUCUUCUUCCCUGUGAUGAGCUUCUCAGCUGGUGUCAAAGUACGUUUCUUGAUGGGUGGACGUCAUGGAGAAUUUAAGUUCCUGCCUCCCUCUGGCUAUGCACCUUGCUACGAAGCCUUACUACCAAAAGAGAAGAUGAGAUUGGAGCCUGUCAAAGAAUAUAAACGUGAUACUGAAGGCGUGAGAGAUUUGUUGGGUACCACCCAGUUCCUUUCCCAGGCCUCUUUCAUUCCAUGCCCCAUAGACACCAGUCAGGUGGUUUUGCCGCUUCACCUAGAGAAGAUCCGAGACAGACUGGCUGAAAACAUCCAUGAGCUUUGGGGAAUGAAUAAAAUAGAACUUGGUUGGACUUAUGGCAAGAUACGGGAUGACAAUAAGAGACAACACCCCUGCCUGGUAGAGUUUUCAAAGCUCCCCGAAACUGAAAAGAAUUAUAACCUGCAGAUGUCAACUGAAACCUUAAAAACCCUCCUGGCUCUCGGAUGCCACAUUGCUCAUGUUAAUCCAGCUGCUGAGGAGGACCUCAAGAAAGUUAAACUGCCCAAAAACUACAUGAUGUCCAAUGGCUAUAAGCCAGCCCCUUUGGAUUUGUCUGAUGUGAAGCUCUUACCUCCUCAAGAAAUUUUAGUGGAUAAACUUGCAGAAAAUGCACACAAUGUUUGGGCAAAAGACAGAAUAAAACAAGGAUGGACCUAUGGCAUUCAACAGGACUUAAAGAACAAAAGAAAUCCCCGUCUUGUGCCAUAUGCAUUACUGGACGAGCGUACCAAGAAGUCAAACAGGGACAGUCUGCGUGAAGCCGUUCGGACAUUUGUUGGUUAUGGGUAUAACAUUGAGCCAUCAGAUCAAGAACUAGCUGACCCAGCUGUGGAGAAAGUCAGCAUAGACAAGAUCCGAUUUUUUCGGGUAGAGCGGUCUUAUGCAGUGAGAACUGGAAAGUGGUACUUUGAGUUUGAGGUGGUGACCGGAGGAGACAUGCGGGUCGGCUGGGCCAGGCCAGGCUGUCGGCCUGACAUUGAGCUGGGGGCUGAUGACCAAGCCUUUGUGUUUGAAGGCAGCAGGGGCCAGCGUUGGCAUCAAGGGAGUGGGUAUUUUGGACGUACCUGGCAGCCAGGAGAUGUGGUUGGAUGUAUGAUUAACCUGGAUGAUGCUUCAAUGAUCUUCACACUGAAUGGGGAGCUCCUGAUCACCAACAAAGGCUCUGAACUUGCUUUUGCUGACUACGAGAUUGAGAACGGCUUUGUGCCCAUCUGCGCUCUGGGGCUGUCUCAGAUCGGCCGCAUGAAUCUCGGGACAGACGCCAGUACCUUCAAGUUUUAUACCAUGUGUGGCCUCCAAGAAGGCUUUGAGCCUUUUGCUGUCAACAUGAACCGAGAUGUUGCAAUGUGGUUCAGCAAGCGCCUCCCGACAUUCGUCAAUGUGCCAAAGGAUCAUCCACACAUAGAGGUCAUAAGAAUUGAUGGCACCAUGGACAGCCCUCCUUGCCUCAAGGUGACCCACAAGACAUUUGGCACACAGAACAGCAAUGCCAGCAUGAUCUACUGCCGUCUGAGCAUGCCCGUCGAGUGCCACUCGUCCUUCAGCCACAGCCCCUGUCUGGACAGUGAGGCUUUCCAGAAAAGGAAACAGAUGCAAGAAAUUCUCUCGCAUACAACAACACAAUGCUACUACGCCAUCCGCAUCUUUGCUGGGCAGGACCCCUCCUGUGUCUGGGUCGGGUGGGUGACCCCAGACUAUCACUUGUACAGUGAGAAGUUUGACCUGAAUAGAAACUGUACAGUGACUGUCACCCUGGGCGAUGAAAGAGGCCGGGUCCAUGAAAGUGUGAAACGUAGCAACUGCUACAUGAUCUGGGGUGGCGACAUCGUAGCCAGUUCCCAAAGAUCAAGUCGAAGCAACGUGGACCUGGAGAUUGGCUGUUUAUUGGACCUGGCAAUGGGCAUGUUGUCCUUCUCAGCCAAUGGGAAAGAACUUGGCACCUGCUACCAGGUGGAGCCCAAUACCAAAGUGUUCCCAGCAGUCUUCCUGCAGCCUACAAGCACUUCUUUGUUUCAGUUUGAACUCGGGAAGCUGAAGAAUGCAAUGCCCCUAUCUGCGGCCAUAUUUAAGAGUGAAGAGAAGAACCCAGUCCCACAGUGUCCUCCUCGGCUGGACGUCCAAACCAUCCAGCCUGUGCUCUGGAGCCGCAUGCCCAACAGCUUCCUGAAAGUGGAGACAGAGCGGGUGAGCGAGCGCCACGGCUGGGUGGUGCAGUGCCUGGAGCCCCUGCAGAUGAUGGCGCUCCACAUCCCCGAGGAGAACAGGUGUGUGGAUAUCCUAGAGCUCUGUGAGCAGGAGGACCUGAUGCAGUUCCACUACCACACACUGAGACUUUAUGGUGCUGUGUGUGCCCUGGGGAAUAGCCGAGUAGCCUAUGCCCUGUGCAGCCAUGUGGACCUCUCUCAGCUCUUCCACGCCAUCGACAACAAGUAUCUCCCUGGCCUCCUUCGAUCUGGUUUCUAUGAUCUUCUCAUCAGCAUCCACCUUGCCAACGCAAAGGAGAGAAAGCUGAUGAUGAAGAAUGAGUACAUCAUCCCCAUUACCAGCAGCACCAGGAAUAUCCGCCUAUACCCAGAUGAGUCCAAGAGGCAUGGGCUGCCUGGGGUGGGCCUGAGAACAUGCCUCAAGCCAGGGUUCAGGUUCUCCACCCCUUGCUUUGUUGUGACCAGUGAGGAGCACCAGAAGCAGAGCCCUGAGAUCCCCUUGGAUAGUCUCAAGACAAAGGCACUGAGCAUGCUCACAGAGGCAGUGAAGUGCAGUGGAGCACACAUCCGGGACCCUGUUGGGGGGUCUGUGGAGUUCCAGUUUGUGCCUGUGCUGAAACUCAUUGGAACCUUACUGGUCAUGGGAGUGUUUGACGAUGACGAUGUUCGGCAGAUCCUCCUCUUGAUUGAUCCCUCUGUGUUUGGAGAGCAUGGUGGGGAGACAGAGGAGGGAGCAGAAAAGGAGGAAGUGACCCAGGUGGAGGAGAAGGCAGUGGAGGCUGGAGAAGAGGCCAGCAAGGCAGCCCGCAAGGAGUCUCCAGUCAAAGGCUUGUUGCAGACUCGAUUACCUGAAUCUGUCAAGCUGCAGAUGUGUGAGCUCCUUAGCUAUCUCUGUGACUGUGAGCUACAGCACCGAGUGGAGGCCAUUGUGGCAUUUGGGGACAUCUAUGUCUCCAAGCUACAGGCAAAUCAGAAGUUCCGCUACAAUGAACUCAUGCAGGCCUUGAACAUGUCUGCAGCCCUGACUGCCCGGAAGACCAGGGAGUUCCGCUCACCCCCACAGGAGCAGAUCAACAUGCUUCUUAACUUUCAACUGGGAGAGAACUGCCCCUGCCCAGAGGAGAUCCGAGAGGAACUAUAUGACUUCCACGAGGACCUUCUUGUUCACUGUGGAGUUCCCUUGGAGGAAGAGGAGGAGGAGGAGGAAGACACUUCCUGGACAGGAAAGCUCCGCACCCUGGUGUAUAAAAUCAAAGGUCCGCCCAAGGCAGAGAAGGAGCAGCCGACAGAGGAGGAAGAGAGAGGCCCUGCAACACUGAAGGAGCUCAUCUCACAGACGAUGAUCCGCUGGGCCCAGGAAGACCAGAUCCAGGACGCAGAGCUGGUGCGGAUGAUGUUCAACCUCCUCCGGAGGCAGUACGACAGCAUCGGAGAGCUGCUGCAGGCUCUGCGGAAGACCUACACCAUCAGCCAGGCCUCCGUGGGUGACACCAUCAACCUGCUGGCUGCCCUGGGCCAGAUUCGCUCCCUCCUCAGCGUCAGGAUGGGCAAGGAAGAGGAGCUGCUCAUGAUCAACGGGCUGGGGGACAUAAUGAACAAUAAGGUGUUUUACCAGCAUCCCAACCUCAUGAGAGUCCUUGGCAUGCAUGAGACAGUGAUGGAGGUGAUGGUGAAUGUGCUGGGCACGGAGAAAUCUCAGAUUGCUUUUCCAAAGAUGGUUGCUAGCUGCUGCCGCUUCCUUUGCUAUUUCUGUAGAAUUAGCCGGCAAAAUCAGAAGGCCAUGUUUGAGCAUCUGAGCUAUCUGCUGGAGAACAGCAGUGUUGGCCUAGCCUCCCCGUCCAUGAGGGGAUCCACCCCACUGGAUGUGGCAGCUUCCUCCGUGAUGGACAACAACGAGUUAGCACUGGGCUUAGAAGAACCAGAUCUUGAGAAGGUGGUGACCUACUUGGCAGGCUGUGGCCUACAGAGCUGCCCCAUGCUUCUCACCAAAGGAUACCCUGAUGUUGGCUGGAACCCUAUUGAGGGGGAGCGCUACCUGUCCUUCCUUAGGUUUGCCGUCUUCGUGAACAGUGAAAGUGUGGAAGAAAAUGCGAGUGUCGUGGUCAAGCUGCUCAUCAGACGCCCAGAGUGCUUUGGCCCAGCCCUGCGGGGUGAAGGAGGAAAUGGUCUGUUGGCUGCCAUGCAAGGUGCUAUUAAGAUCUCCGAGAAUCCAGCUCUCGACCUGCCUUCUCAGGGAUACAAGAGGGAAGUCAGCAUGGAGGGUGGUGAAGAAGAAGAGGAGAUCGUCCAUAUGGGCAACGCAAUUAUGUCGUUUUACUCAGCACUUAUAGAUCUACUGGGCCGCUGCGCUCCUGAAAUGCACCUUAUCCAGACAGGAAAGGGGGAAGCCAUCCGGAUCAGAUCCAUCCUGCGCUCCCUGGUCCCUACAGAGGACUUGGUUGGGAUCAUCAGCAUCCCCCUGAAACUGCCGUCCCUCAACAAAGAUGGGUCAGUCAGCGAGCCAGAUAUGGCAGCCAACUUCUGCCCUGACCACAAGGCACCCAUGGUGCUGUUCUUGGACCGAGUUUAUGGCAUUAAGGAUCAAACUUUUUUGCUCCACUUACUGGAGGUUGGAUUUUUACCUGACUUAAGAGCCUCUGCCUCUCUAGAUACAGUCUCCCUAAGCACCACAGAGGCUGCGCUUGCACUAAAUAGGUAUAUAUGUUCUGCCGUGCUCCCACUCCUUACAAGGUGCGCCCCUCUCUUCGCUGGGACAGAGCACUACACCUCUCUCAUCGAUUCCACGCUGCAGACCAUAUACAGACUUUCCAAAGGGCGCUCCCUCACCAAAGCACAGAGAGACACCAUAGAAGAAUGCUUGCUUGCCAUCUGCAA
This is a messenger RNA of Tupaia belangeri chinensis (Chinese tree shrew), 7478 nucleotides long. RefSeq names its product ryanodine receptor 3. Gene Ontology annotation, molecular function: ryanodine-sensitive calcium-release channel activity; protein binding. The transcript has 49 exons. The annotation marks the transcript as partial. Lineage: Eukaryota; Metazoa; Chordata; Mammalia; Scandentia; Tupaiidae. The record is from RefSeq and is a predicted model, not a curated record. Gene Ontology annotation, biological process: release of sequestered calcium ion into cytosol by sarcoplasmic reticulum; striated muscle contraction. Gene Ontology annotation, cellular component: sarcolemma; calcium channel complex; Z disc.